CUUCUAUAGUUAAAAAGAAGUUAUGCUUUUAAGGCCCAACUCAAACAACAAACAUAACUACGAAACUUUGACUACUUUGCUACUCGACUGUUGAAAAGCUUCGGUUGAAUCAAUCACGCCGGAAAACAAUUUGGCAACCAUGGACAAGCUAAUUUCCGUCGGAACAAAAGUCGUUGCCGUCGGCAGGAACUACGCCGCUCACGCCAAAGAACUCGGCAACGCGGUUCCAAAGGAACCGGUGUUGUUUUUGAAACCGACGUCGUCAUACUUAGCCAACGGCGGAACGAUCGAAGUUCCGCAUCCAUGGGAAUCCUUGGACCAUGAAGUUGAAUUGGCGGUUGUUAUUAGUAAAAAAGCGCGUGAUGUUACUGAAUCAACUGCCAUGGAUUACAUCGGCGGCUAUGCACUUGCUUUAGAUAUGACUGCAAGGGAAAUCCAAGCUUCUGCAAAGUCUGCAGGUCUUCCAUGGACGGUUGCAAAAGGGCAGGACACUUUCACGCCAAUCAGCUCCAUUCUAUCUUUGUCAAGGGUGCCAGAUCCUCAAAGCUUAGAAUUGUGGUUGAAGGUAGAUGGAGAAAUACGACAAAAAGGCUCGACAGAGGAUAUGAUCUUCAAGAUUCCAUAUUUGAUCAGUCACAUUAGUUCUAUUAUGACACUUUUAGAAGGCGAUGUCAUACUAACAGGAACCCCGAAGGGUGUUGGCCCAGUCAAAGUUGGUCAAAAGAUUGAAGCUGGCAUAACAGGCCUCUUGGAUAUGCACUUUAAUGUUGGAAGACGUCAAAAAACUGUAUAGAAAUUCCAAGUUGAAACUAGUUCAGUAUUUGGUUGCCUGCAUCUGGCUUAAUUGUGUAACUUUCAAACGUGAACUUAAAUAAUUACCUUAGCAUGGAUAUUGUAACAAAUUCCAGGCUCAACAAUUUGUAGCAUUUAAUUGUUUCGAACUAAAUUUAUAUGAGAAUAACCAUCCCAAACACUUGAAUCA
This is a messenger RNA of Erigeron canadensis, 982 nucleotides long. Its product is annotated as probable acylpyruvase FAHD1, mitochondrial. Gene Ontology annotation, cellular component: mitochondrion. The record is from RefSeq and is a predicted model, not a curated record. The transcript is spliced from 7 exons. NCBI's taxonomy places the organism in Eukaryota, Viridiplantae, Streptophyta, Magnoliopsida, Asterales, Asteraceae. Bases 140 to 793 code for a protein of 217 amino acids. Gene Ontology annotation, molecular function: acetylpyruvate hydrolase activity.